This is a messenger RNA of Haliotis rubra (blacklip abalone), 1624 nucleotides long. Its product is annotated as 15-hydroxyprostaglandin dehydrogenase [NAD(+)]-like. NCBI's taxonomy places the organism in Eukaryota, Metazoa, Mollusca, Gastropoda, Lepetellida, Haliotidae. Gene Ontology annotation, cellular component: cytoplasm. The record is from RefSeq and is a predicted model, not a curated record. Gene Ontology annotation, molecular function: oxidoreductase activity, acting on the CH-OH group of donors, NAD or NADP as acceptor. The transcript is spliced from 7 exons. Bases 185 to 946 code for a protein of 253 amino acids.
UAGAUAUUCAACCUGAGAGGUAUAUGUGCAUAUAUGAUAACCACUAGAGAAUUAUAACGCACGCGACCCGCUCAAGCCAUUGACAGCUGGGUCGUAUGACUGGGUUGAGUUCUAGUGAAGUAUUUAGGCGAGUUGUACAAACAGCCGAGCUCAGUCAGGGAACGUAUCCCACCACAACAACACCAUGAAAGUCCGCGGGAAGGUCGCCUUGGUUACGGGAGCCGCACAGGGCCUAGGGAAGGCGUUUGCAGCGUCUCUGUUGGAGAACGGUGCUAAGGUUCUGUUCUCGGAUGUUAACUCGGAAAAGGGACAAGAGACGCUGAAAGAGUUUGAGAAAAAGUUUGGACAAGAAAACGUGGCUUUUGUAAAGUGCGAUGUCACAUCACAGGCAGAUAUGGAAGCUGUUUUCCAGCAGGUGCGUGACAGGUUCGGGGGACUGGACAUCAUGUGUAACAACGCCGGGAUCGGGGGAGAGAGCCGGGAGAUGUGGGAGAAGACUGUCGACAUCAACCUGAAAGGCAUGAUACGGGGCACGUACCUGGCAAUGGACGUGAUGAGGCAGGACAAAGGGGGAAGAGGAGGGGUCAUCGUCAACGUAGCGUCCAUGGCAGGUAUAAACCCAAACCCAUUCGGCCCGGUUUACUGUGCUACUAAAUUUGGCAUCGUGGGCUUCUCCAGAAGUUGGGCUUUGAAUCCUGAGUGUACUGGGAACGGCAUCCGUAUCAACAUGUUGUGUCCGGCCUUCGCCGACACGGCCCUGGUGGCCGACAUCGACAACACCGCCGUUGGAUCACCGACUGCUGCCAAAGAGUUCAUCGACAAAAUUGGGAUAAUGACUCCCGAAUAUGUGGCGGAAGGAUUUCUGGAUCUCGUUCAGGAUGAAACAAAGAAUGGCGCUGUUUUAAAAAUGGGAAAGUCGUUCGGCAAAGUGUAUCACGAAUAUUAAAAACAAUGAAAACGUCGAGAAAGUGAGAAAACCAAGAACAAGGCAUGUGGAGUGACCUAAAGACAAGACCUGUCGGGACUGGUAUUGACGCACAGUAUCAUACCGACACUACAAUUCAUGAAAUCCUCUUGUGGUCAAAACCAGAACUAAAGUUGUAUAAAUUACGAAUGCUUCGAAGAAUAUUACCUAAAAAAAGUAAGAGUAAUACAUUGUUAGUUGAUUAGUCCUCUUUACGAAGUUAUAAAUAUUAUCCUAAAAAAAGUAAGAGUAAUACAUUGUUAGUUGAUUAGUCCUCUUUACGAAGUUAUAAAUAUUAGCUACGUUUUGAUCUCAAAAGGCUUUCGAGAAACUUCGUGACAGGGCGUACACCAUGGCAACAUAUGACAUCACAAAGGGACGUGUUGCUGCACGUGUUGUACGUGCAAUAUAGCGAAAACAUUUCUUCCCGAAAUUUGUCACUGUGCCUUCAUGCAUAUCAAUGCACGUGAUGGAAAAUAGCAGUGUAUAUGUAUGUUGUCAUAGAUACAUUAACAUGCACGUUCUAUAAAGUUAAAUUACGCAUAUUCUAGAAUGUCAUAUAAUUGUCACUUUGUAUCAUGCAUCGGCAUGUAAUAUCUAUAUAUUUGUAUAUGUGUACAUGUAUAUUAUUUAAUCCGUUGUUAUAAACUUUACAAUAUA